Molecule: messenger RNA, 1277 nt
Organism: Monascus purpureus
Lineage: Eukaryota; Fungi; Ascomycota; Eurotiomycetes; Eurotiales; Aspergillaceae
Source: the annotation of a GenBank genome assembly
AUAGCAUCCAGCAUUGCACAGCGUUGUUGAUUUCCUCUGAUGUCCCAGGGCGGAAAGUCAUGUGACGGUGCAAGCAUCUGAUCCGAAGUAUAGGUGCAUGCAAUCUGGAGUAUGCUGUAGAUCUUCAAUUCAAUCAACCACCCCCAUCAACCAUAUUCCUCACCAUCCAAUUCAUGACCAACAAUGGCCUCAUCAAUAAAACUCAUCUCCCGAGCUGCAGGCCGAGCAUCCUGCUUCCCAUUUGAGUACAGCGUCCCCCAAACCCUCCGAUCCAUCCCGCGUUCGCAAUGCAGAAAUAUAAAAACUUCUGCACAGACACCAAGAAGAGCAUCUUCUAUUCUGCUCUCUAGGAAAUUUCAACCGCGUCCAGCGCUCAAUACCAAUGUAAAUGCCGAAGUCAAUAUCAGGCAUCGUACCUUUUCAACGACUCCUCCCCGUCCCCGAUCGAAGACAAUGGGCCAGCUGAAAUCGCGCUACUCCAACGGACCUUUCUCAUGGAAAGCGGCAGUUCUCCUCGUACUGACUGGUGCUGGGAUGAUAGUGUAUUUUCGACAUGAGAAAGCGAGGUUGGAGAGGAAGCGAAUUGCGGAGCUGAGCAAGGGGGUUGGGAAGCCCAAGGUUGGGGGCCCAUUUGUGUUAAAGGAUUUGGAAGGAAAGGAGUUUACGGAGCAGGAUCUGAGGGGGAAGUAUAGCUUUGUUUACUUCGGAUUCACACACUGCCCGGAUAUUUGCCCCGAUGAGCUUGACAAAAUGGCCGACGUAAUUGAUAAGGUCAAGGAGGCGACGAAGGGACAGAAUAUCUUCCUACCGGUUUUCAUCACUUGUGAUCCGCUUCGAGAUACCCCCGAGGUUCUCAAGGCCUACCUGAAAGAAUUCCAUCCGGAUAUCAUUGGGUUGACGGGGACGUAUGAUCAGAUUAAGCAUGUGUGCAAGCAGUAUCGGGUCUAUUUCAGCACUCCGCGGGACGUGAAGCCCGGCGAGGAUUAUUUGGUGGAUCACAGUAUUUACUUUUAUUUGAUGGAUCCCGAUGGUGACUUCGUGGAGUGUAUCGGCCGGCAGGAUACUCCCGAAACGGCGACGGGAACAAUUAUGGAGCAUAUCAAUGAUUGGAAGAGAGAGGGCAAACCAUUGAACACAAAAUGAUGCUGCGGAUCAGAAGGUAAUGGUAAUGUGCGUUAAGGACAAAAAGAAUCUGGCUGUAUUAUAGCGAAUACCCUACUUACUCUAGCUGCGGCAUUUGAUAUAGUUGGACGGUAUGGAUAUUCUGAUGUGCUAUU